Phialemonium atrogriseum is the source of this 888-nucleotide messenger RNA. RefSeq lists its product as uncharacterized. Gene Ontology annotation, cellular component: mediator complex. Gene Ontology annotation, molecular function: transcription coregulator activity. Bases 128 to 595 code for a protein of 155 amino acids. The record is from RefSeq and is a predicted model, not a curated record. Lineage: Eukaryota; Fungi; Ascomycota; Sordariomycetes; Cephalothecales; Cephalothecaceae. Gene Ontology annotation, biological process: regulation of transcription by RNA polymerase II. The transcript has 3 exons.
CUUUCAUCUUUCAUCUACCAUCCAUAUCGAGCCACCGAUAUAAUCUGCAUCCCCCGAACCAUGAUAUAAUUCCUGGGAAAUUGACUUCAAGUGGCUUAAUGUGGUUGGUAAAAGGCCCGCUGCCAAGAUGGACCGCGAUCAGGGAGCAGCAACCACAAAUCUCCUAGAUCGGGAGAAUCGCAUCAUCGCCGAUGUCCUCUCUCACUUUCGAGACCUCGUCGUCCUCGCGACGGAGCCCAUCGACAACACGGCGUCGGCAGGCCAAGCUGCCUACAGCAGCAUGGCCAUGGAGAUAGAGACCAAGGGUCUGAUCAGGUCCACAGAAGACCUUCUACAGCUGACCCGCCUCCUCCGCGAGCUAUGGAUUAUUGGUCCACUACGCAAGCCCGGCGAGGGUGAGCAGGAGGCAGAGGCGCGCAUCGACGUCGAGGUGGGCGAAGUCGUCGGGCUGCUGAACCGGCUACGCGAGCAGUCGAGGCAGCGACUCGUGAGCGAGGGCGGCGGGCACGGGAAGUAUGUCGCGGCUGCGGGGGAGUCGAAGAACCAGGGCGCCGCCGUACCGAGAGAACAGGGGCUGUCGCAAACUCAGCAGUGAUGGAUGUGGGCUGGAGGCAUGGUCAGAUAGCAAUGGUAGAUGAUUAUAGCGAUGCAUGGCCUGAGCGCCAGGAACGCUUGCAUCUUGGGUUUUACGUCCAUUUCGAGGCUGGAUAGGUAGGAAAGAGGGGAAAAUGCCGAAAAAAAAGUGCAGCCAUCUACAAUGAUAUCAUGAUGGUUUGUAUGAUUUGCAUCAAUGUGUACAGUACCAUUUAUUUGAUUUAUUUAAUUUGCGUUGCACGGGGUCCAAGCAAUAGUAAAAAUACACAAUCUGGCGAUACCAGUAGCCUUAGA